This is a messenger RNA of Caenorhabditis elegans, 548 nucleotides long. RefSeq names its product MSP domain-containing protein (gene C44C10.15). NCBI's taxonomy places the organism in Eukaryota, Metazoa, Nematoda, Chromadorea, Rhabditida, Rhabditidae. The record is from RefSeq and is marked reviewed. Bases 7 to 459 code for a protein of 150 amino acids. The transcript is spliced from 6 exons.
UGAAGAAUGGCUCUAUUAAUCGAUUUCCCGGAAGGAACCAGAACGAUCAAUUUUGAAAUCCCUACAAACGUGAAAAUGAAAGUGUCAAUGUCACCAGUCACUGGAUGCAAAAUUAAAAUAGUCCCACUGCAAUCAAAUCCUCUCGAACUGACUAAAACCUUACCAAAAACAAAGACGUCAUAUUCGGUGUUUUUGGGAUCCCAUACCGAUAGUGCUACGUCUUCAUCAAGAUCUCCAACUUCUCCCUGUUUUCCCAUUUUGAGAAACGGUCCAAAUGCAAAUCCAACUCUUGUUUAUGAGAAUCUUCCCAUUUUGAACGCUCUCCAUAACAACAUUAAAAAAACUACAGGACAUACUCAGCUUCCUAUUUCAAUACAUACAUCAACAUGUGCAUCGCCAUUUCAUCUUCAAGCAUCAUCUUUUAACAACAUUGGCACCACCGAAGUAAUUCAUUUUUAGUAAACUUAUGGCAUUCUUCAUCAUGAUUCAUAGAAUAAUACAUAUGUUAUUUAUUUUAGUUAUUAACAAUGCAAUAAAAAAUGAUCGAG